GCGGAUGACUUGGCAAUGGUGACUCGGAAACACGCCGACAUUUUUCCAGACGACCUACCGGCGGGUUUGCCACAUGAGCGAGAGCAUGACCACAAAAUCAAGCUAGAUCCCGGCGCGCAGCCUACUGUUCAGACUCAAUGGCGGCUGACUCGGCCCGAGCUGGAUGAACUUCGAAGCCAGUUGGACUGCCUGCUCGAGAAGGGUUUCGUUUGCCCCAGCACCUCAUCAUUUGCAACUCCGAUACUGUUCACCCCGAAGAAAGAUGGCGGACAACAAAUGUGUAUUGACUACCGCGCCUUGAAUCGGGUUACCAUCAAGUCUCGCUAUCCUAUUCUACGUGCCGACGAACUCAUCAACCAACUUCACGGGGCCAAGCUGUUCUCGAAAAUUGACCAGCAAGAUGAUUACCACCAGAUUCGCGUGAACGAAGGUAACUGCUACAAGACACCGUUUUGGAGCCGGUACGGAAGUUACGAGUACACGUUAACCAUGAAUGAGGCUUUUUGGCCACUGCUGGAUAAGUGCAUCAUCGUGUACCUCGACGACGUCCUAGUCUACAGCACUACCCGGGAGCAGCAUUUGAAGGAUUUGAAAGCAGUUUUCUCUCUCUUGCAGCGGCACCGCCUCAUCACCAAGGGCUCAAAGUGUGAGUUUCCACAACACGAACUGGAGUUUUUGGGCCACGUGAUUUCCAUCGAUGGAGUUAAAAUCGACCCCAAGAAAAUUGCGAUGAUACAAGACUGGAAGCCGCCGGCUAACCUCCGUGAACUUCAGAGUUUUCAGGGGUUUGUGAAUCACGUCCGCCGUUUCAUUCCAAACAUGGUGGGAGUAACUUCCCCUCUCACGGAUCUCCUGAAGAAGGGCACAUUUUAUGAGCGGGGGGAAGAGCACCAGGCUGCGUUCGAAAAGCUGAAACUUUUCCAGACAACACCUUCGGUUCUUCGGAUUGCUGAUCCUCACCGUCUGUUUGACCUCAUCACCGAUGCUAGCGAUCUGGCCGUUGGCACAGUGCUGUUACAAGACUUCGACAAAGGCCUCCAACCCAUCGCCUACGAGUCAGGAAAGCUGAACUCGGCCGAGCGAAAUUAUCAUGUCCACGACAAGGAGUUACUCGCCAUCGUUCAUGCUUUCAAAGUCUGGCGCUGCUACCUGGCGGGCGUUGACAUGACAGUCCGAACAGACCAUAAGUCGCUACAGUUCAUCCGUGCCCAUCCGACACUGAAUCCUCGACAAAUUCACUAGCUAAACUACCUCGAGUCCAAC
Molecule: messenger RNA, 1263 nt
Organism: Closterium sp. NIES-67
Lineage: Eukaryota; Viridiplantae; Streptophyta; Zygnematophyceae; Desmidiales; Closteriaceae
Source: the annotation of a GenBank genome assembly